CCAACGCCCUCCAGAGUUUCGCUACUCGCUUGUUUCUUCUGGUAACCUUCGAUUCGCCUCCACGAAAUCCUUCAACAAAUAAUUUGUGUGUCUUUUUGUUAAACAUCUCACUUCAUUAAACCCGUUCUUACAGCUGUGCUGCCAUAAUUGUGACCGUCUGUGCUUCAGUGUGACACAUUCCUUCUCGCCUGCGACGCGUUCAGUUCAGUACAGCUCUAACGUAUGUCAGUGUGCUGUGUUUGUUUCAACUACGCGGAAGCAUAUCCGAACGUGUGUCUAGCGACGCUCUAACGUGACUAAAUCAAGUGCGUGUAUAUCGAAAACCGUUAUAACACACGGACAAACAACAAACUUACAAACCAACACCUCGCUGCAAAAUAUAGUAUUUGUGUUGUUCUUCGUGCUCCUUGACUUUACCUUGGAGAAGCAGCUCUGUAGGUUGAGUGAGGCUGGUUUAAGGCAACAGCGUGUGGGAGUUGACAAGGAUUCAGCGAGGCCCUUGUGGUGUGUGUGUGUUUUCUGACUAUCAUUCGUGUACCGACGGCCAUGUCUGCCCCCGCAUCUCGUCGCAACAGUCUCGAAUUCGAGCGCAUGAAUUCUCACCCCAAGUGGAUCAACCCUUGCGGAAUCAGAGCUAGCGAUGAUUUCGACAGUGAGCUGGACGGCGUUCCACGUCUCAACGACAAUGAACUGCUGUCUUCGAUCAUCGUGUCAGCCAAGAACACACUAAUGCACGCAGAACGCUUCAAGGAGAACUAUGCUAAAAACACUUUCAAUGUGAAUUUCGACCAGAUUUACCAAGAAUGGAAGGCCGUGCACUACGGAUGGCUGCCGACUGCGGAAGAACUCUCCAAAAGUUUGGGAGAAAAAGUUCCAUAUGACGUGCUCGAGAAACUCGAUCUUGACAUGGCGCUGAAGGACACGUAUAGGUACCUGCAGAAAUACGCCGUCGGCAUAGAACAGGUCGUGUGGGACCAGAUGGACAGUAAUGGGCCCUUCAAGAAUCAGUUCGCAGACAUCGAGUUCAAACUGAGAGCGACGCUGUGUGAAAUCCAGGCGGCAAUGUUGGAGCGUGGAGUGGCGCAACAUGACAAUAUCACCCGGCAAAUCAUGGGAAACGAACUGCGCCAAGUAACUAACUCAUCGUACCGGAACGUGCGGGACUGGGUCAUCUUCCGGGACUGCAUGAACGGGCUGGAAUACGUGAUCCAGGUGUUCGAGUACUUCAAGGAGAAGUUGACCUCCUGAAGCACACCCAUUCUUGGACAGGAGCACCACUUCGGCGGCAAGGAUCGGCUCGACGUACACAGCAACUUCCGU
Molecule: messenger RNA, 1320 nt
Organism: Cryptotermes secundus
Lineage: Eukaryota; Metazoa; Arthropoda; Insecta; Blattodea; Kalotermitidae
Exons: 6
Coding region: 547-1248 (233 amino acids)
Source: RefSeq, a predicted model, not a curated record